This is a messenger RNA of Rubroshorea leprosula, 775 nucleotides long. The record is from the annotation of a GenBank genome assembly. NCBI's taxonomy places the organism in Eukaryota, Viridiplantae, Streptophyta, Magnoliopsida, Malvales, Dipterocarpaceae.
AAAAAUUACUUUCCUUAAUUAAUUCUCUCCGUAUAGCAGCUAUGGCCGAAAAGGUGACAACAAUGGUGCUGAAUGUAGUGGAUCUACAGUGCUCAAAAUGCUACAAAAAGAUCAAAAAACUUCUCUGCAAAAUUCCUGAAAUACGAGAUCAGAAGUAUGAUGAGAAGGCAAACAAGGUGACAAUUAAGGUGGUGAGCUGCUCGCCGGAGAAGAUCAGGGACAAGUUAUGCCGUAAGGGUUGUGGAUGCAUCAAGAGCAUUGAGAUCCCGCCGCCGCCUCCACCUCCACCUCCGCCUCCGCCUCCGCCCCCGCCUCCGCCUCCGCCUCCGCCUCCGUGUAAGUGUAAACUAUAUGUAGAUCUGCAACUCCAGGGGUUUCGUUGUUGUAAAUGCUACAGCGGUUGGCUUGGGGGCCCAUGUUCCUGUGGCGGGCGAGGCCAAUGCGGUCUGUGUUAUGGGAUACCCGUUUACGACAGUUGGUGCGGGUAUGGAAGCGGUUGUCAAGAAACUCAACCAGGUUGCUCAAUCAUGUAAAUACUAGUGUUUGGAAUCAUGCCAAGUUAAGUCCAAUAAUAAGUAACUGUUGUUUUAUGAAGUCUGUGUUUAGUGGAUUAUGCAAAAAUGUAUUGUUUAUUAUCAAAAAUGUAUGCUACUUUUAUCUUAAUAAAGAAUUGUGAGUGAGACUUCCGGCCGCCAAUUGGAAUUUUUUUUUUCAUAAGUUUUUGCAUGUAUUAUCAUGAUAGGAGAAAAUGGGUAAAUAAAAGUGCCAAUUUUAU